Messenger RNA from Prorocentrum cordatum, 785 nucleotides. Lineage: Eukaryota; Dinophyceae; Prorocentrales; Prorocentraceae. The record is from the annotation of a GenBank genome assembly.
AGGCGAUAGAGGUGAAGGCGGACCCCAGGCAGUUUCGCGGCGGGGGCAUCGGCGCGAAGGAGCCAGGCAAGCUGAACACGCUGCAGGAGUUCUGGGGCGGCAAGAAGAGCCAGGGCUUCGCGGGAGGGCAGCAGCUGGACAAGUCCAGCCGACUCUCCAAGGUGGAGGCACAGGCUGCGCUCCAGAGGCUCGUCUCCGCGGGCAGCGACCUGAACGAGGACGGUGCGCCGGCUCAGGAAGCUGAUCGACCAGCUCGACUAAGCCUCCUGAGGUGCGGGGCGCGCUUCACCCGAAUCCGUCGGCGACGCAGCCGCGCUGGACGGGAACCGACCGCGCCUGCGAAGUAAGACGUACAUGCGUCGGUGCCCCCGCGCGACCUGCUGACGCCCCCGCGACGGCGCUUCCACCGUGGGGCAACCAGGUGCCCCAGAUCCGGUGCAGCCUUCGCCUCCUGCCCCUCCGAAUUCAGUCAGUGCGUUGGCGUCCCCCUGCGGCGUGCAGACUUCUGCCAUAGCUCUCCUCGCUCGCGACGCCUUCCUGAGCCCGAGAGCGCGACUGACUCGUUGGCUCGGGCCGACAGCAGGGCGCGGGCGACCGCGCGACCCGGCUGGCCCGCCCGACGCCGCUGGCGCUCCGUCGCCGGCUCUUCUGGUGGAGCCUCGUAAUUGCUGCCGUCGUCCUGCCCUGCCCCCUCCUCAUCCCGGCUCCCUCACUCCUCCCCCUCCUCUUCUCCUCCUUUGGCUCUUCCUGAUCUCCUGAUUUCCUGACGGCAUUGGUGUUCUCCG